Henningerozyma blattae CBS 6284 is the source of this 2946-nucleotide messenger RNA. RefSeq lists its product as uncharacterized. Gene Ontology annotation, biological process: intracellular signal transduction; microtubule cytoskeleton organization; protein phosphorylation. The record is from RefSeq and is a predicted model, not a curated record. Gene Ontology annotation, cellular component: cytoplasm. The transcript has a single exon. Gene Ontology annotation, molecular function: ATP binding; protein serine/threonine kinase activity; tau-protein kinase activity. The coding region runs from base 1 to 2946 and encodes 981 amino acids. NCBI's taxonomy places the organism in Eukaryota, Fungi, Ascomycota, Saccharomycetes, Saccharomycetales, Saccharomycetaceae.
AUGGCUGAAACUUCUUCUGAUAACUGUAAUAUUAAUCCUCCUACAGGGAGUAGUACUAUUAAAGAUCUUAAUAAUACAAAUACGGAUAAUAGUAAUAACAACAACAAGAAUGAUAAUAGUAAUACUAAUAAUACUAAUACUAAUACCAACAAUAAUAACUUUAAUACCAACAAUAUCUCUACAGUAAGUAGUAAUUCUACAAUUAAUUCUCAAAAGCCAAAGAAGAAAAAAUAUGUACCAUUUGGUCCAUACAUAUUAAGCUCGACUUUAGGUGAAGGUGAAUUUGGUAAAGUAAAAUUAGGUUGGUCAAAAGCUUCCACACAAGCCUCGAAUGAAAUACCGAAACAAGUUGCCAUUAAACUCAUCAAGAGAAGUUCUAUCCUACCUAAAGGCUCAAACAAAGAAAUUAAAGUAUAUCGAGAAAUCAAUGCUCUAAAGCAAUUAUGCCAUCCAAAUAUAGUUAAAUUAGAUGAUGUUCUACAAAAUUCUAAAUAUAUUGGUAUUGUAUUAGAAUAUGCUUCUGGUGGUGAGUUUUACAAAUAUAUCCAAAGAAAGAAAAGAUUAAAAGAAAUUAAUGCUAGUAAAUUGUUUUCACAGCUAAUUAGUGGUGUUCAUUAUAUGCAUUCAAAGGGGCUAGUUCACAGAGAUCUCAAAUUAGAAAAUCUUUUGUUAGAUAAACAUGAAAAUUUAAUAAUAACAGAUUUUGGUUUUGUAAACGAAUUUUUUCAAACAAAUGAAUUAAUGCUCACUCCAUGUGGUUCACCAUGUUACGCUGCUCCAGAAUUGGUAAUAAGUAAGCAUCCAUAUGAAGCAAGAAAGGCGGAUCUAUGGUCAUGUGGUAUUAUAUUAUAUGCCAUGCUAGCUGGCUACUUACCUUGGGAUGAUGAUAUUAAAAAUCCAGAUGGUAAUGAUAUUGCAAGACUUUAUUACUAUAUUACUACCACACCAUUAAAAUUCCCAGAAUAUAUUCAACCUUUACCAAGAGAUUUAUUAAGAAAAAUAUUAGUUCCAAAUUAUAAAAAAAGAAUUAAUAUGCGAAGAAUCAUAAACCAUGAAUGGUUGAAGCCUCAUUUCACUUUUCUAUCGAUAGCAGCAAAUGAGUGGGAUAAAAUGAUUCCAAUACGGAAAGUUUUAAAGAACUCUAACCAAACAGUAGGAACUCACUCUGCUAAUAAUAGCUUUGUUAAAAUUAAUGCAUUAAGUACGAUAACAAAAACUGUGAAAGAACGUUCAGAUUCAUAUUCCAAUGCAGUUGCCAAGAGUAGACCUCUUUCUGUUUGUUCUACUAAUUCUGUGGGACUAUCGCAUCAAAAUAGAGAUUCGUUAAUUAUUGAUUCAACAUUAAUACCAUUACCUGCACCUCCCCAAGAAUCUCAAUCUCAUGCAAUCGUCAACACAUCAACAUCAUCUUCAUUAAUGGAUAUCACAUAUUCCAAUAAAUUGAAUAAAUUAAAUAACAAUGUUGGAUCAUCCAAUAACAUUUCUAAUAGCAAUACAAAUAUACCAAAAUAUAUAAGAGGUCAUAAGAGAGGAAAUUCGGCAGCCUCUAUUGCUUUGCAAGCUAUGAUUGAUAGUGAAAAUGAGCGUGAGCAAUCCAAGGAAGGAGACUUCUCUAAUCCUGGUUCAAAAACUACACAUGUAGCAGUUACUAAUUCAAGCAAUAUAAAUCAUAAUCUAACUACAAAUGCUAUACCUUCAAAUAUUAAUUCAUCUGGAUUAUCUCCUAAUAACUAUAGUUUUAGAAGAUAUUCUACAUCUCCAAUACCAGAUAGUGCACCAUUAAAAUAUAGAUAUGGAUCACCAUUUUCAUCAUCUAGUAGGAACAAUAACAUUCUAGAAGAAGUGAGUCCUAUUAAACCUCGUUCUACAACACCCGCAUUAAUUCCUGGAUCAUCACCACAAAAUGACAAGAUGGGUAGUCCAACCUCAAGUAUUAUUAAUUUAACAUACGAUAAGGCUAAAAGAUUACAUUCUCAAACACCAUCUCCUAAUAAACAAAAUUUCGGUAUUUAUUAUCAUUACAAUUAUCAACGAAGCUCAUCCCAAAGGGUUAGUAAUAAUCCAGGUUGUGUAAUAAAUAAUUUGAGCAAUAAUGGUAAGAAUUUGCCAUAUUCCAAUACCCAGCAUAAUAAGCCAAGGCCCACAUCUUAUUAUCCGCCAUCUAGAAAUACAUCAUCUAUUAAUAAUAUAUCUUCUUAUUUGGAAGGUAUUACUACUACAUCCGAGAUAUCUUUGAUAAAUAUGGAUUUAGAAAGAGAAAAAAGUUUAGUAAUUGAUCAUGAUAGUAAUAGUAACUUCCAGAAUGCUACAGGUAAUUUUACCCUUACAGAAGAAAAUAAUAGGCCUAGUAAUUCUAGAGAGGAUAGUUCUAAAACUAAUAACAUGGAUCUUACAUUUAAAUUGAUUCAAGAGCAAAUGAAUCAACUCAAUUUGAGCACUACUAAUAGUAUAAUUUCCCAAGAGUUAGAUCCACAAAAGGACGGUCUUAUUGAUGGGCACACAAGCAGUUGUUGCACUAGUCGCGAUAUCAGUAAUCCAUUAAGUAACAAGAAAAUUAAUGGCAAUAAAAUCAAUACGCCAGUAAGCAUGACUAGUGGUAAUUCUAAUUAUCAUACUCCUAAUUAUAAUGAAAAGAAAAGAUUCAGUUUUUUAUCAUUUUAUUCUAAUUAUGAUGUAUCAAAAAUUAGCGUUGAUACUGCAACGAGUAAAUUAACUAUGGAUGAUAUUAACGAUAAUGAGCCCGCCAAGGAUAAGGAUAAUGAAGAAACAACUCCUGUUGAAGAGAGUAAUAGUUUACUUCAUGGGAAACAAUCUGUUACUACUAAUAUAGUUAAUAAUAUAGAUCUUAAUGAAUUAGAUGAACAACGGAAAUUAAGAGACAAAUCCAAGACUCGGAAAAUAUUUGAGUUUAUCAAAAGACAUAGCAUGAAGUUGGGGGAUCUGUAG